AUGGCAGUACACAAAAGUCGUCCUGAAAAAGCUCAAAGAGUUGAAAUCAAUGAAAAGUUUGAUAUUCAAGCAUUAGAACGCGAUCCGGGAUUGCGACUACCAAUAUGGAAGUGCCCAAUUGAGAAGCGUGAUGAAGUUAGGAGAUCUUAUAUCAAGGCUGGCCCAUAUCAAUGUUUGCUUUCAAAGUAUCCAAAAUCGGGAGAAAAACAUCCUCGUAGUUUUCAGGCAUCUUGGUUUAAGUUAUUCCCUUCUUGGUUAGAAUAUUCUCCUAGUAAAGAUGCAGCAUUUUGUCUACCAUGUUAUUUGUUUCAUACUCAAGAUGGGCCUUCCGGAUUGGAUGCUUUUACUAUCAAUGGGUUUAGAUCAUGGAAGAAAGUUAGAGAUGGAAAAAAUUGCUCAUUUUUAGCACAUAUUGGGAAAGAUUUCACCUCCCCUCACCGAAAUGCCGAGAAAGCUUGUGCGGAUCUCAUGAACCAACAAUCACACAUUGCGCAACAUAUUGAGAAAUUCACAUCUCAAGAAAUAGCAGAGAAUAGACUUCGCUUGAGAACUUCAAUUGAGGCAACAAGAUGGCAUGCAUUUCAAGGAUGUUCUUUUAGAGGUCAUGAUGAGUCAAUAACAUCAACGAACCGUGGAAACUUUUUAGAGCUAUUGAGUUUCAUUGCCUCUUUUAAUGAUGAAGUAACAAAAGUUCUUGAUAAAGCUCCACGAAAUGCAUCAUAUACAUCACCAACAAUACAAAAGCAAAUUUUGCAAGUGUUGGCAACUAAAGUAAAAAGUGCAAUCCGAGAAGAAAUUGGUGAUGCAAAAUUUUGUAUCAUUGUUGAUGAAGCUCGAGAUGAAUCAAAGAAGGAACAAAUGUCAAUUGUCUUGAGAUUUGUUGAUAGAGAUGACUUUAUACAAGAGCGUUUCUUUGGAGUUGUUCAUGUUAAGGACACUAGUGCAUCAACAUUGAAAGAGGACAUCUUUUCUAUCUUAUCUCGUCAUAAUCUUGAUGUUCAAAAUAUUUGGGGACAAGGUUAUGAUGGUGCAACUUCAUCAAAGGAAGUCAUCCCUGUCCAUCAGUUUUUCACUAAGUUAAACUCCAUUAUUAAUGUUGUUGGGGCUUCAUGUAAGCGCAAUGACCAAUUAAAAGCUGCUCAUGCCUCAAAUAUUUCUCAUUUGCUUAGUAUUGAUGAGCUAGAAAGUGGGAGGGGCCUUAACCAAAUUGGUUCUUUACAAAGGCCAGGUGAUACUCACUGGAGUUCUCAUUUGAAAUCUAUAUCAAGUUUGAUGAGAAUGUUUAGUGAAACAUGUGAAGUUUUACUUAAUAUUAUUGAAAAUGGAACUACAUAUGCUCACCGUGGAGAUGCCGAUGCAGCUUAUGAGGUACUCACUUCUUUUGAAUUUGUAUUCAUUAUGCAUCUCAUGAAAAAAGUUUUGGAGAUUUCUAAUAUGCUUUGCCAAGCUUUGCAACUUCAAUCUCAAGAUAUAUUGAAUGCAAUGCAUCUUGUAUCAUCUACUAAAUUGCUUAUUCAAACUUUAAGAGAUAGUGGAUGGGAUGAAUUAGUUGCAAGUGUGAAGUCUUUUUGUGAAACUGUCAAUAUAACUGUGCCGGAUUUUGAUGCUCAAUAUAUUGCAAGAAGAGGAAGGGCUAGACAUCAACAAGAUGAAUUAACAAUUGGGCAUCAUUACAAAGUUGAUAUUUUUUAUGCGGUGAUUGAUUAUCAGUUGCAAGAGUUGAGCAAUAGGUUUGAUCAUAAAGCAAUGGAGUUAAUUGUUCUCAGUUCAUCGUUAGAUCCAAAAGAGAUGCAUAUAUCAUUCAGAAUUGAUGAUGUUUGCAAGUUGGUAGAGAAGUUUUACCCACAAGACUUUGAAGAUUAUGAGACUUUGCAAUUGAGAGUGCAACUUGAACAUUUUGAACAUGUGCAACAACUUCCUAAUUUUAGAACACUAGAAAGUAUUUCUGAUCUAUGCCGAUGGUUGGUAAAAACUAGAAAAUCGAACAUUUAUCCUCUUGUGUUCAGAGUAGUAACUCUUGUUCUCACACUUCCAGUAUCUACAGCUACUACAGAAUGA
Molecule: messenger RNA, 2058 nt
Organism: Ipomoea nil (Japanese morning glory)
Lineage: Eukaryota; Viridiplantae; Streptophyta; Magnoliopsida; Solanales; Convolvulaceae
Product: zinc finger MYM-type protein 1-like
Exons: 3
Coding region: 1-2058 (685 amino acids)
Molecular function (GO): protein dimerization activity
Source: RefSeq, a predicted model, not a curated record